Messenger RNA from Rattus norvegicus (Norway rat), 27645 nucleotides. It is a transcript of the gene Prr14l, whose product is annotated as proline rich 14-like. Lineage: Eukaryota; Metazoa; Chordata; Mammalia; Rodentia; Muridae. The record is from RefSeq and is a predicted model, not a curated record.
GGGGGGGAGAGCACUGUAGGAGCGGUGGAGGCUGGAGCGCCCUCGGGCCUCGGCUCCAGAAGAUCUGGUAGAGUUGGCGGCGGCGGGGACUGCGGGGACGGAGGCAGCCGAGGCCAAGGUGGCGGGAUGAGCACGGUCCGAGGAGGAGGCCGCAGGGGUAAACCAUUGAUGCAAAAGACUUGACUCCAUAAUCUGCAUCUGCCCUAAUGCUGUCAUCUGGAGUAGAGACUCAGCCAGUUCCACUUGGUUCCUCCAUGUCUGCUGUGGUACAGGAGUUGUACUCUGGACUCUCAGUAAGUGUCUCCAAAGAGCUUCAUGCUGAGCAGGAGCCGAGUAUGACUCCAGAUCUAAAGCCUGGAGCCUCAAGCUCUCCCAUAAGUCAUGGCAGGGCAUCACCCCAGGGCUUGCAGAGGACUCAUGCAGAAGGUUGUUGUGAAGAAAGCUCUGAAACCGUGGAUUAUGGGGGCAAGACUGGGUGGUGUGGACUAGUGGACCCUACAAGAGGUCCUAUGGCUUAUGAGGUCUUGGAUAGGGAAGAGAGACCCAAAAGCAUGGAGCCAAAGGUCUUCAGAGAUCAAGGAGACCAGGCGCAAGUUUUCAGAGGCCCAUGUGAGGGAGCAAAGGAAGACCCGUGCCAACAUUCCACAACUACUAAGGAAAAGAUCUGCCCCAGUCAGGAUCUCCUCCUGAUACAGUCCAGCAAAGGACCUGUAUGUGCAGACUGCCCUGGAGAUGCACGAAAGAACAGAGGAAAUGUACACAAUACAGCUGGAACUCUGCCAGAAGCCACUGAAGAGAGACGAGGGAACAGUACUGUUUCCAAAAUGAGCAAAGGGAAGGAAGAGUCAUGUGACUUACACCCUGUCUGUAAAGAAGAGGACAAUCACCAGCCGAGUCUCCGCCACCAUAAGGAAAAGCACAGUUCUGCACAUGAUGGUUCCAUCGCUCCAGGAAGCAUAGACGCUAUAACACCCUCGGAAGAAAAUUCUAAAAUUUUAUGUCUCACACCAUAUUUGUCUGGUUCAAAAUCCCUAGAAAAAUGUGGUUUUGAAAGCAGUGGAUUGACAAAGGCAUCUGCUGAAAAAACGCACAAGGUUGAUCAAAGCCAGGACUUCACUUGUAGAGAAGAAAGGACUGUGGAAUCCAGUAACCACAGCAACUGUCACACUCUAGCUGGCUGUCCCCGUAUAGACAGCUGUAGUUCUAUGCUUAAUUCUCCUACUGAAGCCACAGAAAUUACGUUUAAAAAGAAUGAUGUGAAAAUUACUUUAAACCUUGAUGGUAAUUUGAUAAAUUCUGAGGACCAUAGGAAAACUGUUGUGGAUGUGACCCAUCCUGAGGAAAACUCUGAGGAAAGCAGCUUUUCCUUAUUGGUGUACACGGAAGAUCCUGAACAAACAACGGUAAAGUCCAGUGCCCUGAACGGGAAGAUUUACAGUAAGGUUGCUCAGUCUGUAGUCAGCCUCCAGAGGAAGCUGGGCGACUGUCCGCCAAAUGAAGCCUUGUGCAACGAGUUUUUGCCUGAAAGAAAGCCCCUUCAGAGCUCGAUGCCAGAAGAUCCAGUAAGUUCUGAAUGUAAUGAAAUAUCAAAACCCAAGGAAGGUACUGCAAAAUUACCAUCAUCUCCAGAAAAACCUGUUCAGCCCUCACAGGACAGCAUUUCCCAUUUUGAUGGACCCAUCACCGUUUGUGAGAUGAGUGAAUGUUCUCCUAACAGAGAACUGGUUGCACACAAAAUAGAACAUGAAUGUGUUUCACAUCAACAAGUGUCCCUUAGUUCUCAAGACCAUGUGACAGCUGACUCUCUACUAAGUAUAAACAGAGAAAUGCCUUCAGCAGCAUGCAAAGAUGUUCAAGAGAGCCGUCGUUUUCUGGAGAAUGGAGUAAAUGUUACCCCUGACACUCAAACCAUUCCUGCUGAGACAAAAACGGAAGCCAUGUCUCCACAAGGUGACAAAGCCAUGUCUCCACAAGGUGACAAAGCCUUGUAUGAAUGUGCCUCCUCAUUCAUACAAACCUUAAACAUCAAAACAAGCAGCUCAGAAGGGCAAAAAGAAAUGACUGGUGUACAUUCCACGUUACUCUCAAGUGUGAGAGGAGCGGCUGGCUCCUCCCUUGUCAGAGAAUGUCAAAAUGUUCAGUCUCGGGAUCUCUUCAGCUGUCAUUGCAUAACACAAGAUGCAUCUGGAAAGAACAUGUGCUCUGCUUGUGCUGCCUAUGAACCUAGCAAAGAUAUUCUGAAAGUUAGCAACUGUAAAAUAAAAUGUGGAAAUGCAUCUCAAAGACCAGAAGAUUUUGCAGAAAAUAGCACCCUCUUGGAGAGUGAACCUGCUGGGAGAGAGAUGCAAAGCAGUAUCCUAGGAGGCACAGUCAGAGGUUCAGCGACAGCAGCUGUGUCACAUAGUGCUCCUCUGAACGCAGCUGCUCUCGUGGAAACCGGUGAUGAGGGACUGGUUGGAAGAAAACAAGACCAACACAGAGACACUGAGAUUUAUAAACACAGCAUCUCUGCUUGUGACACACAAGAACUAAGCCAAUCUGUAAACAUUCCAAGUCCUGAAACAGUAGUGGACCAGUCUCUGAGUGUUAGUUCAUCUCAUUUCAAAGCCAUGCCCCGAGCAGCUGAAAGUCUUCACCAGAAAGCAGGUGAAGUCUCUGACUGUCAGAGUAGCCAAAAUAGUCUAGACAAAUGCAGAUGUGAAGGCAAGCCAGCCAGGGAAGGACUAAAUGGUGACUACCGAGAGACCAUCCCUGAGGUAAGCCAUAAGCAAAAGGAUCGGAUAGUCUGUUCAGGCAGUAAAGUCCCUCUGUCUUGUGGCAGUUUAAAGCAAAAAGACCCCAAAAGAGCCUUUAAAAAUAUUCCUGGUUCUGAAGAGUUCACUCACAGUAUGCUAGAUGUGGUAUGUCCAGACUGCAGAGGUGAGCCUACAGAGGGAGCGCAGGGUCUAGAAGCAUCUAGUCUAUCUGGUCAUUGUACAAGGCACGAGUCACUGGCACACCAUGAGACUUUAAGAAGUACCUUAUCUCUUCGAGGAGAACUGAAUGUUGUAUUUAUAGGUACACCUGGCUGGCACUCAGAACUCCCAAAUGCUGCUGCUUCUACAGUAGACUCUCCUGAGAUGGAAGAAUCACAUGAAGAAAAAGUGUGCAAAUCUCUAAAAGACUAUGAAGUAGAAGAAUGUCCAGACUCUGCCAUUGAGCAUGAAGUAAAAUCUAUUGAAGAUCAUGAGCCACAUAGAAGAGCGCCGGAUAGAGAAGGCGUGUCUUUAAAUGACAUUCAUUGUGAGCAUCAAGGUAAAGGAGGAUCCAUGACAGAGGGACUGAGACUCGAAACAAAGGCUGAGUUUGGCAAGAAGAAAACCUUUGGAUUAUCCUUAAAAGACUCAGUGUCUCCUGGGUGCCAAGACUCUAUCAAGGUGGUACAUUCUUGUCUGUCUUCUCUGGAACAUUCACCAGCUGAUGUUCCUGGUGAAAUGCCUAACUUGAAACAUCACUUUAAACCCAAAGAUGGUAAAGUGCUUUGUGAAAAUGUCAAGGAUUGCACAGUCCUGUCUGACAUGAAGGAAGGAAUACCAAUGGAUUCAAAUAACCCCUGUGAACGAGAUAGCACAUACGUCAGUGUGGACAGAAAUGCAUGCAAAGCUUGUCACUCUCAUAGGAAUUCCACUGGUAAACAUUUGCCUUUGACAAUGGAAACAGCAAUUAAAAUGAAUAAAGAAGAAACUGAAGAACAUCAGAAGGGACUACUGGGUCACAUAGCUGUUGGGGAAGCAGCUGAGGAGACCAUCACCAGAGCAGGUCAUGAUGGUAAUUCUCAGACCCACGUGAAAUGCCAGAGAAUGCAAAAUGUUGCUGAAAGCCCACAAAACCAGGGAGUUGUGGACUCUGCCUUGCCAAAGGAAGAAUGUGCACAUCAGAAGGGCACACAGGCACUACCGGAACAACACACAUCAGCAAACUUGUUGUCAGAUGAGAUGCAAAGUAAGAAGCAACCUGUGGCUGACCAGGAUGAGUCCCUUAUGGAAGAAGUCACCCUAAGAAAGCCAACCAAGGACGAAAUUGCUAGACAGCUUCAGAGGUUGAAAUCCCCAAAAGAAGAAAGCUUAUGUCCUUCAUUAAAGAAAGACACUCAAUUAUACACAGGUACUUGCCUUCCUGGUACCUCCUGGAAAGAAGGUGACCCCACUUUUGCUGGAGGUGAUCGAAUACACGGUGCCUUCGUGACUCUGUCGUAUCCGCAAAGACUGCUUCCUGUAAAGAAGCAGCCUCAUCGAACGUGUAAGAGAAUUUCUUGUCAGGAGCCGGUCACUGUGCGGAGAAAAAUAAGUAAAGUGAGAAAUUCUGAUUGUGGAAAGAGUUUCUCUAACCCAGUUCCCACAAAAGCACACAGACUUCUCAGCCCAUGUACCGUGCCUGCCAAGCCAUUGGAACCUGAAACCGUAGCUCUCGAGAGCUUGCGUGGCCACACACCAAAGCCGAAGGCUACUCUGUGCCACUCCCUGAGGAGCCUGAGCUGUAGGAAGCCUACCAAAGAAUCAGCCUUACUAGACAAGCUGUCUGUCCUGGCCUCCAAACUGACUCUGGCCGCAAAGCCCCAGAAACUCAGAUGUCGGCGGUAUUCCUCUUCCCUUGUUCCACUGGCUAAAAACUACAAGCGCCUCCGAUACAAAAAGCUCCUAGAUGGAUUUUCACAUAACGCAGUGCAGCUGGACCCAUAUUUGGCAGCUACUGGGUGGAGUAGGGGGUCUCACAGUAGGCCCUUGGCACUUUAUUCUCUUGAAGCUGUUAAAAUAAGCUUCAUAGAUUUGAGCAACAAGAUGCCGUCACUGCUGCUUGGUACCGAAAACGCCCCGUUUUCCUUUCAUGUGAAGUCAGCAUCCAGUUGCAUGGCUGAGUCCUCCAGGACUUUUCCUGAGCACUGUGCCCCGUCGAGGCUUGCCUUAACAGAGGCCUCCCAGUGCUCACCUCCAUCUCCCAAGUGGACCUUCUCUUUCUUCUUGUCCCAUGGUUGCCCUGGGGUGGCCACAUUCAGGGAAGACACUGGCCUCAGUAGUCAGACACACACUCAGGCUCCUCUCCAAGAUUAUGGAGGCACUGCCAUAGUUCAGACCAGAGCAGACUGCUCUGGCCUUGGCCUUCACACACUUCUAGCACUUUGUUCACCCGGAUGUUAUCGAAUCUGGACAAAAAGACGGAACUUCUCCAGUCAUAUGCCUACCAUGCAGAGGCUCCUCUUGACCCAGUUUACACAGGGCCUAAAAGGGUUAAGGUCUCCAGCCUCUAUAGCCGAUAGGGUCUUCUCUUCUCUGCCCUACUCGGUGGGCCGAGUGUUGUCCAUUUGGAGCCAGCACGGACCCUCUUGUACCUUCAAAUUGCCAGCUCUUCAUUCUCCUCAUAGCAAGCAGCAGGGGAGCCUGAGCGCCCUGAGCAGCCACACCACCAUACCACAUGUGCCUCUUCCAGGCAUGGAGGCUGCCCACAACACCAACAGCAGUCACCUGAGGCUAGAGCCUGUGUUUCCUGCCUUGGUGCCAAAGUCUUGCUUGGUAACAGAACCCUCUGUCAGCACGCUCCUGCUCUCGGCCUCGGAGCUCCAGGUUCCUGCGUUUGAUGAGUUGGAUGGUGUGUCAGCAGCUUGCCCCCGACCACAGAGCAGUCCGGCACAGCAGGAGGAGGCCGAGCCAGAGAAGAGACCAAAGAAAGUCUCACAGAUCCGCAUCCGGAAAACCAUUCCUAAACCAGAUCCCAACCUUACCCCAAUGGGUCUGCCUCGGCCCAAAAGUUUGAAUUUUGCAGUUCAAGCUCGCUGGCCCAAUGCCGCAGGAAAGUUCAACAAGGACACUGGAAAUCCACUUACGACGCGCAGGAGAGGUGUAGACAAUGAGAGCGCCCAAGCCUGGUGGGCAUGGCCUGCCAGGCAUCUUUGGCCCGUCUGGGAGUAAGGGGCCUAGUUUGGUCCUGUGGACAUCUAAGAAGAAGGUGAUGGGUGUCCAUAUGGUGGUGAUCCCUUUUCUACAAACCUGCUCUCCUUGGCAGUCUAGAAGAAAUAGGCUGCUGUGAGCCAGGGGGAAUCCCAGCAGCUCUUGGGUGUUAGAGUGGAGCGUCCUGUGGAGUCAGGAAGGGUUUUGGGUUCCUUGCUUGUAGGAGUCUGGACCAGCAGACAGGCUGUAUGUCUUUCUCAUCUUCUCUAUCCAAAGGACUCCUGUAUGGAGUAGCUAUCAUUGCUUUCUGGAGUUUGGGAGAGAUGGGUAACUUCCUAGGCAGAUCGACCAGGACUUCCUUUGUUAUAUCUUCUCGGUGACUUCCUCCUGUAUUAAUUUACAGUGUUCAUGUCUCUCCUGUCUCAUUUGGUUAGGGUUCCACUUUAUCAGACAUCACAAUGACUGAAUCGACUUGUUUUUAGUUUUCAUUUGUUUAGUAUUUCCACCUUUCUUUCUCUCUCUCUCUCUCUCUCUCUCUCUUUUGUUCUCUCUUUCUUUCUUCUUUUCUCUCUCUCUUUCUCUCUCUUUCUUUCUUUCUUUCUUUCUUUCUGUCUGUCUGUCUGUCUGUCUGUCUUUCUUUUUCUUUUUUUUCAGAGCUGGGAACCCAGGGCCUUGCGCUUGCUAGGCAAGCGCUCUACCACUGAGCUAAAUCCCCAACCCCCCCCCCCUUUUUUUAAUCUUUUAAAAUUUCCAUCCUUUAAAAAAUUGUUUUCAGCUGGGUGGCAGUGGUGCAUGCCCUCAGGAGACAGAGGUUGAUGCUAUCAGACUGUUUAUUAUUUGAUUCAUUAAACUUUCCCUUGCCAACUUCUCUCCCUAGCGUGCUUGCUUCUUUUAAAAACCUCACUUUUUACAGUGAUGUGUAUGGGUUUAUGAGGAGAGUACAGGAGCACAGCUGCUCUUGGGUACCAGAAGAGAGUGUCGGAUCCCUGGGAACAGGCAGUUGUGAAGCUCCAUGAGGAUUCUGUGAAAGGAACCUGGGUCUCUGUGAGAGUAGCAAAUGUUUGUACCAUCUCUCCAGUCCUCCUUCCCUGAUUUCUGUGUUCUGAGAGUCUCACUGUAAAGCCUUGGCUGACCUGAAAUCCACUCUUUAGGUCAGGCUCACAGAGAUGUGCCUACCCUUCACUUGAGUUCUGGACUUCAAAACUGCCUGCUGUUUUUAACUUAAUUUCCUGGCUGAACUUUUCUUCCAAGUUGCCAGCUUUUUCAUCCAUACUGAUGAUUUUGUUGUUGUUGUUAUUGUUAAUGUGCACACACGUGUGUGUGUGUGUGUGUGUGUGUGUGUGUGUGUGUGUGUGUGUGUGCGCGUGUUGAUGCACAUGUGCAAGAAUAUGCAUGCCUGGGCCCAGAUAUGUACACCAUGGAUUAAGUGUGGAGGUCAAAGGACAACUUUUGCAAGUUGGUUCUCUCUCUCUAACAUGUGAAACAUGGGGAUUGAACUCCGGUUAUCACCUUUGUAACAAGUGCUUUGACUGCUAAUUCAUCCCAUUGCUGAUGUUUGCUGGAAAAUGUUUGAAGUGUUCAUCUGGUAUUUUAAUCCUUCAGUAACUUUGAAUUCAGUAACUAAGGAGUUCAGAUCUUUUGGGUGAGUCUUGUUGUCAUGCUAUUUUGUAUUUCCAGUUUUGUAUUGGAAUUUGUAUAUCUGUUGGUUUAUAAGCCUCUAGUUUCCAAGCGUAUCUUUUUUUUUUUUUUGGUUCUUUUUUUCGGAGCUGGGGACCGAACCCAGGGCCUUUUUCCAAGCGUAUCUUAUGGAGCAGCCUGCUCUUUACGGCUUAGUCAUCAGUAACAAUCAUCAAAGAGAACCCAAAGUGUUGUAGCAACAGUAAUGUCGCACUGUAUGAGGGACAGAGGGACGUAAAAUCCCCUCAUUCCACUGUGUAUCACUAAUACCAUACAACUGAAAUGUCAGCUACCUCAGAGCAUGCUGGGACCGCGUGGACUAAGUGUGGGAACAGUAAAAGAUUGAGAGGAAAGGAGGAGACUAAGAAAGGAGUGAACAGAUGAGAACCCAAGUUAAAAGGGGGGGAAACAGGAUAUUAGGGAGCAAAGAGUAAAGGAAAAACUUUACAAGAGAAAAGGCAAAAUAAAAUUGUUGCUCAAUAUUGAAAAGUUAAAAAAAUGCAAUUAAUGUAAAGGGUAGAAUAAAAAUAAAAUCAUACAAAAAAAAAAAAAGUUUGGUAUGUGUCUUAGUUAGGGUUUACUGCUCUGAGCAGACACCAUGACCACAGCAAUUCUUAUAAAGCACAACAUUCAUUUGGGGCUGGCUUACAGUGCAGAGGUUCAGUCCAGUAUUAUGGCGGGAAGCAUGGCAGCAUCCAGGCAGGCAUGGUGCAGGAAGAGCUGAGAGUUCUACAUCUAAUUCAGAAGGCAGCCAGGAGGAGACUGGUUCCCAUGUGGUUAGGAGGAGGGUCUUAAAGCACAUUCCCACAGUGACACACUUCCUCCAACAAGGCCACACCUCCAAAUAGUGCCACUCCCUGGGCCAAGCAUAUUCAAACCACCACGACACAUACGGUAAGGUUAAGUAAGGCUCAGUAUAAGUACAUUAUAUGUAUGUAUAUAAAUCUCAAAGAAUUAAUAGGAAUGCUGUAUUUUUUUACGAUGCUAAAUAUAGGGGGAUGGUGUGGGAUAAAAGAGAAAAACAUGAAACUGUUCCCUGAAAAUACUUAAAUCAAUUUGAUGGAUAUAUAAAGGGGGUACUUAUUGGAAUAUUUUUUAAAUACAGUAUAAAAUUAAAACAAAAACCUGCUAAAUACGCAGAUUCAAAAAAGAUACCGUUGCAGCUUCUUUUGCCUGGUCCUUCAAAAUUAGAGACGUUACGGCGUGAACCUGUAUGCGCUUUAUUCCAUUGCUGUUUCUGUGUUGGCCGUUUGAGGUGUGGUGGCAGAGCUGGCUUCAUCAUGGCAGUCCCUGUGUUGUUAACAGCAAACUCCCCGAUCCUCUCCUCACAGCCUCUCUGCCCCCCCCCCCCCUUCAUAAUGUUCUGAGCCUUAGGUGCAGGAGUGGUGUUGCAGAUGUGUCCAUUGGUUUCGGCACUCGCCUCAUGCAUUUUAACCAGAUGUGGUUUUCUGUAAUGGUCUGAUUGUUGCGUUGAAAAGUUUCUUUGAAGUGCAUGAUGUCUUUAGUAAUUGAGCCCUAAGUUUGACCUUUGGGAAGCAGACAAGGACAAAGACUCUAUUGUUUUGAGAUGUUCUUGAACUCUCCUGCUUAAUACCUCAAAAGGGGGUGUCUGACACUGAUCUCUAGUCCUUUUAUGGAUUUUGAUUUUAGACAAUGUCUUAGGUAGGGUUUCCAUUGCUGUGAAAAAAACACCAUGACCAAGGCAUCUCUUGUAAAGGACAACAUUUAAUUAGGGCAGGCUUACAGUUCUGAGGCUCAGUCCAUUCUCAUCAAGGAGGGAGUCAUUUGUGCCUUGUGCCUGUGGGGACAGAAGAGAGCAUCGUGUCCUGUGAGUCUGGUGAGCUGGUGAGCUGCCAAUGGGUGCUGGGAAUGGAAACAGGUCCUCUGCAAGAGUGGCCAGUGCUCUCACCCACCCAGCUGGCUCUCUAGCUCUCUAGUUUAAUUUUUUUUUUUUUUGGUUCUUUUUUUUUCAGAGCUGGGGAUCGAACCCAGGGCCUUGCGCUUCCUAGGCAAGUGCUCUACCACUGAGCUAAAUCCCCAACCCCUCUAGUUUAAUUUUUUGAGGAACCUUCAAAAUACUUUUGAGGAGUCUGGAGAGAACAAUUAGGAGUCCCUGAUGCUCUCUUCUAGGCGACCCUAAUCUUGUUCAAGAAGUGAUGUCAGGUAGCUUCCCACUACCUCCCUGUAGCAUACACUUAUGCAGGCACUUGAAUAAAAGUGUUUUAUGAUCUAAGCAAAUGAGAGUUUAUAAAGCCUAAACCCUAACGUAAGCAAUCCACCGCCCGUCAGUCCUCCCCGGUCUCCUCGUCUCCAUGUGUGUCACAGCACAUCCCUUUGGUUCACAUACAUGUUGGUUGUUCGUUUGACUCUUUUUUUUUUUUUUUUUUUUUCGGAGCUGGGGACUGAACCCAGGGCCUUGCGCUUCGUUUGACUCUCUACUCAGAUUUCUAUGAAAUCAAGACACAAACACUCCUGUGCCAAUGUAGAGUUUUGGGUUUAUUCUUUAGCUGUCUGGUUCUUUUCUUUUUUAUUUGUUUUUGUUUGUUCGUUUGUUUGGGUCCCUUUAUUUACUAUUAGUUGGGCUCCAUGCGUGUCCCGGAAGCUAACCCUUUAGCAGGCGUGUUCUUCUGUUCUUCAGCUCAGUCAUAUGCACGGAUCAACUGAGUUUGUGUGGAUCAUGUUGUUCAUUUGUAUUUUUGUUACCUUUGUGUUUGGGAUCAUAUAUUUAAAAAAAUUGACCAGUUCUGUGUUAUGAGAUAUUUCCCUAAAAUGAUAAUGGUUUCUAUUUCUCCUCCUCUUUCCUCCUCCCUUUUCCCUCCCUUUUCUUUGGUGCUGCUUCGUUUUCCCUCUGUUGUGGUAUCAGGAAUCAAACCAGACCCUUGUCAGGAAAAGUGUUCUAUUACUGACCUAUCCCUGUUUAGAGUCUCAGUCCAAUUUGAGUUCAGUCUUACAUGUAAAGAAGACUUAUUUAUUUACUCAUAGAGUCCAUUUUUCCAGCUCUACUUAAAGAUUCUUUGCUUUCUACACUGUAUGCUCUUGUCGACUGUGUUGAAAAUUGUUUUAACUACAGUAAGUGUGUGAAAUUAUUUCUGUAUUCUCCACUGUUUUGCAUGCAGGCAAAAUGUUCAUAUACAUAAAAUAAAAAUAAUCUUUAAAACAAGGUUAUUGAAAAGAUUUGAAUAAAUUAAAUGUAUGUGUUCUGAUGCAGUGCUGUAUAAAACAUAAAAUAGUAAUAACCAAGAAAAAUUGUUUUGUGGGUUUUUUUUUUUUUUUUUUUUUUUUUUGGAGACAGGAUCUCUUUGUAGCCCUGGCUAUCCUAGUACUGACUUGCUCUAUAGACUAAGCAGCCCUUGAACUUGAAGAGAGCCCCCUGCUUCUGCCUCCUGAGUGCUGGGAUUAAAACCAUGUGCUACCAUGUCCAGCUAAGAGGACAUUUUUAAAAGAAAUGAAAUAAGAAUACUAAUCUCAGAAUUUGAAAUAUGAAGUCUCGAAAAUUAGCCAGAACAUAAAUAUAUAUAUAUAUAUAUAUAUAUAUAUAUAUAUAUGGUAAAAUAGAAUAGAAAAUUGAAAAUGAAUACCAGUUCAUAGGGUGAUUUAGAGUACAGAGAAGAUGUGUUCUCAGAUCAGUGGUGGGAAUCUGUGCUUUUUUUUUUUUUCUUUUUUUUUUUUCCCCCCGGAGCUGGGGACUGAACCCAGGGCCUUGCACUCGCUAGGCAAGCACUCUACCGCUGAGCUAAAUCCCCAACCCCAGAAUCUGUGCUCUUAAUUACUAUUGUGAUAGGAUCUAUUUUAAGAAUAAUAAAGUUGUGUCUAUAUGCCUUAUCCUAAACAUAUUCUCUGCUAAUCAGAUUUUACUGUAAACUUAGGAGUGUUUAAGGAAACCAUAGGAAAUUCUGUUUGGAAUGGGCUAACUAUAAUAGAUAUUUGUAAGUCCUAAUAUAAAAGCCAAAAAAUGAGUUGCAUGAAAAUAUAGACAUUCUGGAGCCAAACCUGGGGGUGUACACCAGCACCCUGUGCUUAGAAGGUGGAGGCAGAGGAUCUGGAAGGGUAACCUAUCCUACAUAGGAACGUGGACCAGCCGGGGCUACCUGAGAUCCUGUCUCUACAAAACACAAUGAAAAUCUUAAAUUAGGCUGCAGUGGCACAGGUUUGUAGCCCCAGCACUUGGGAAGCUGUGGCAGGAUAGUGAACGCCAGGCAAACUUGAGAUUCUGCACAGGUGAGACCUUCUCUUAAAAGUGGGAGAAGCCAGCCAGAUGUGUGAAUGUUUGUGUUUAAUAGAAAGAUGAGUACAGUACUAGUCUCAAGUCUGCAAGGUAGGACUGGGGGAUGGAAUGAUUCACCAGAAGCUUGCUCACUUCGCACAGGAACAAUGAGGGAGACCUUGUUGGAUCCCAUGUCAAAGGACAACUUUUCCAAGUUGGUUCUGUCCUUCUACCAUGUGGAACAUGGGAACCAAACUCAGGUCAUCAUGCUUUGUAGCAAGUGCUUUGACUGCUAGUUCAUUGCAAUGCUGAUUUUUGCUGGAACAUGUUUGAAGUGGUUCAUCUGGCAUUUAACUGGUUCAUGUACAAGUUCAAGGCCUGUCCAGUCUAUACUGUGAAUUCCAUGUCAACCAAAGAUACAUAGUUACAUACACAGUUACCUGGUUACAAACAAAGCAAAAAUAAAAAUCAAACUAUAAGAGCCAGGUGUUGGUGUCACACACAUUUAAUCCUUGACCUGGGGAAACAGAAGUAGGUGGAUCCCUGAGUUCAAGACCAGCCUGUUGUACAGAGUUUCAGGACAGCCAGGGCUACACACAGAGAAACCCUGUCUCACCCCCCCCACCCCCAAAAAAAAUAAAAAUAAGGAAAACACAAAUGUGACUAAAUGAUUUAUAGAGCAUCCAUGUAAAAGAAUAAAAUGAGGCCGGGUGUGGUAAGGCACAACUUUAGUCUUGGCAGUUAGGAGGCCAUCCUGGUCUGCAUAGCAAGAACAAUCAAGGAUACAUAGUGAGCCCUGUGCUCCAGAGCUAGGUAGGGUGUGUGUGUGUGUGUGUGUGUGUGUGUGUGUGUGUGUGUUUGCGUGCACAUGUACUGACUUGUCUACAGGCCAGUGGUAUAGAGGCAUUUUAUCAAUAAAGAGUCUCUCUCCCUCAUUAUGUCUAAGUUUAAAAAAAAAAAAGUACGUAUUUCAUCUCUUUGUCAGAAUAUCAAUGCCAUUUUCACCCAAGUUUUUAGUCUUGUUAUUCAGUAUUUCCUGGUCAUUUUCUCAACAAAGCGAAUCGUAUCAGAGAUUAUUGCUGUGGCCUGGAACACACGGUGAUACACUGAGAGAGGGUCAGUUUCUAGCACCCAUAUGGUGCCUUAUAACCAACUGUAACUCCUAUUUCAAGGGAUCUAAUGCUCUUCUGACCUCCUCAGACUCUUGCAUGCACGGUGUUCAUACACACAUACUCAGAAAUACACAUAAAAUUUAAAAAUACACAUAUUUUAAAGUUGCCACUUUAGAGAGACAGUCUCAACCAAGUACAGCAGCGCCUGGUUGUAGUUCAUCCUACUCAGGAAGUUGAGGCAGCCGGACCUUUUCAGUCCAAGAGUUGCAGGCCUGCUUGGGUAACAUAGUGGGAACCCAGCUUCACAAGAAGUAAUGAGGGAUGUUCUCACAUAACAGUGGUAGAGCUGACAGUCACAUCGGUUACCCAGACCAAGUAGUUGGUACUGGAACCUGGGUUAGCCGUCUGAAAGGAGUCCUGCAUUUUUACUACAUGCAUUUAAAAAUGCAGAGAAUAGGGCCAGAGAGAUGGCUCAGCGGUUAAGAGCACUGACUGUUCUUCCAGAGGCCCUGAGUUCAAAUCCCAGCAACCACAUGGUGGUUCACAGCCAUCCAUAAUGAGAUCUAAUGCCCUCUUCUGGUGUGUCUGAGGACGGCGUCAGUGUACUCAUGUAUAAUAAAUAAAUAAAUCUUUAAAAAAUGCAGAGAAUAAUGCGGAUGUUAAGCGUUUGGAGUUGACUCUUGAUCACUGAACAGGGGAGCAAAGUGCUGGCAAUGUACCAUGGGCUUAGGGAGGCUACUGUGGCACAAAGCAAAUGGGGCAAGAGCUAAUGACUCCUAGGCCAAAUAGACUUUUCUCAAAAGAAAGCAUGAAGUAGAUGGGAACAAAAAAUGAACAUCUAUGCUUCUCCCUCCCCAACAACCAGAACAGCAGUAAAGAACAGUACCCUCGGGCUGGAGAGAUGGCUCAGUGGUUAAGAGCACUGAUUGCUCUUCCAGAGGUCCUGAGUUCAAAUCCCAGCAACCACAUGGUGGCUCACAACCAUCUAUAAUGAGAUCUGAUGCCCUCUUCUGGUGUGUCUGAAGACAGCUACAGUGUACUCAUAUACAUUAAAUAAAUAAAUCUUAAAAAAAAAAAAAAAAAAAGAACAGUACCCUCGCCAAACGCUGGCAGUGAGUAAAAGGGGAAGAACUUUGAGAAGUUCAGCCACUUUUGUGGAUUUACAGCCUGGAUUCUUGGCUACCAGGAAGGGCUGCCACCCUAAUCUGAGGCUCCAGUUUACAGUGGUCCGGGGUGGUUGCUUAGUGACUUCACCUCACGCCCUGACAGAACAGUGCACCGACACCCCCUCCCCCACCUCUGCUGAGUGAUGGUAAGCUCCCCAGUGCACAUGAGCUGUAUCCUAGCACCCCUGGACCUGGGCAGCCCGGAUCACACACUGCCAGCCAUGGAAGACACAUCUGAACCACCCGGAGCGAUGGCAAGAUCUGUAAGUCUGUCCUUUCCUGCUGGCCUGUGUGGAAGGAGCCUGGCCCCUGUGGUAAUUACAGGGUCUGUCAGCUCUUCUACUGCUUGCAUUGGGCAGAGCAAGAUGACUCUGUAACUGUUCUUUUCUUUUUUUUUUUUUUUAAUUUAUUUUAUAUGUAUCAAUGUUCUGCCUGCAUAUCUAUCUAUCUAUAUCUAUAUCUAUCUAUAUCUAUAUAUCUAUAUAUCUGUAUAUCUGUAUAUCUGUAUAUCUGUAUAUCUGUAUAUAUAUAUAUAUAUAUAUAUAUAUAUAUAUAUAUAUAUAUAUAUAUGCAUGCCUAGUAUCCAAACAGGUCCUAAGAGAGUGUUAGGUGUCCCAGAACUGGAUUUGUAUAUGGUUACAUCCUUCCUGAGAAUCAAACCUAGGUCCUUUGCAAGAGCAACAAGUAUUCCAAACUGAUGACAGCCAUGAGAGUAAGGCCAAAUGGCAUGGGCUGUACUGGCCGCCUCUUGGCCACCCCCAGCUAAGAGCAUAUGGAUCUGGAAAAUAAUGAAGAUGGUGUGUAUGAACUGUGUUAGUGUUCUGAGCUCCCAUCCACAAGAUAGUCAGCCAUUUAAGUGAAGAGGUUUUAGCUUCUGCCACCUUUGAUGACCCAGUAAAACUCUACGGAAAAGGACAGCUGGGUCUCUUGUGCAUGUACCUACCCCUGAGGCCCAUGAGCUCACUGGAUAGCCCUGGCCUAUAGCUCCACUGUCCAGCGCUCGGCAUCCGACAUUAAUACAGAGUGUUUGGUUCCUGUAUCUCCUAGGACGCAAACAAAGAUAGCACGCAGUGGCUAUGGCUUCAGCGAGAAAUGUAUCUGCAUGUUGUUGGGUUCUGCUCCCAAACCAUUUGUGAUAUUGGUCUCCUCUGUCUGGGACCCUAGCAGCAGCUUGUGGGAAUGAUGCCAUCAUCUGAGUGUUGGAUGUGGAUUCCAACUCACAUCUGCACCAUCUCUGACAGUCCACCUGUCUCAGCCUGUCUCCCAGGAUGUCAGUUCUGUAGCCAGGAUUCAUGGGAGGUAGCCUUCUGCUAAAUGACAGGGAUGUAGCCUUGAGACAUAUCAGUGGAGAGAAUCCUAACCUCUGAGUUUUCUCAAAUUAGGAAGUUGUGUUUCCACAAAACAUGUCCCAAGACUUUGCCAGUUCCUGAGAGGACCUGAAUAAAACACCCUUGACCUUCAUUUAACCUCUUGUUGAGACUUGAGUAGAUGUGUGAACCACACAGCCUUUUACUGUUUUCUGUCCUGACACAGGACCUCAGCAGACAGAGCACGAAUACAUAAUGAUGCUGUGGGUUUGCUGCAGAAGGGAAUGGUGUGCAUUCGGGGGCGAUCUGGACAUGGGCAGAGAUCAGUGUCCCACAUCCUAAUUCAUAAGGAUGCUCAAAGACUUUUUUAAAAAAUUAAUUGUGAAUUGUGUGUAAUAGAUCCUGCUUUCCCAGUCUGUAGCUGAUUCUUACACUUAAGAUAUUUCAAAGCUGAAUGUUUUUUUUCCCUCUAGAAUGUAGGUUUAUUUAGAGUAGAGGGAUAUCUGUGUAUUCUCUUAGGGAUGCAAAAAUGGACUGGAUGUAUUGGUUCAUGCUUAACAACCCUACCACCUCAGUGAUAGAGGGCAGGGAUGUGAUGACAACCUUGGGUAUGUAACAAGUUCAAGUCCAGGCUGUGCUGUAUGAAUUACUGCCUCAAAAAAAUAAAUGGGAACUAGAAAAGUGGCCCAGCAGUUAGAGCUGUGGCUGUUCUUCCAGGGGGCCUAGGUUGCAUUCCCAACACCCAGAGAGUCCCCUCCAGCCCCUUGUAACUCCAGUUCUAGGAUAUCUGAUGCCCUCUUCUGGGCUCCACGGGAUCCUGCAUGUUCCUGGCACAUAUACAUACAUUCAGGCAUAUUCGUAAAAAUAAAUAAAAUAAAAACAAGUGGGAAAAGACAUGAACUCCUGGGUGAGUGAGAUAGCCCAGUGGGUAAAGUGUCUGACAGGCAAACCCCAUGACCUGAUUUUUUUACUCCCGGAACCCAUCUUAAGAUGAAAACUGACUACAUAAACUGACCUUCAGUUGCAUGCCAUAACCACACAUGCCCUUAUACACACAAUAAUUACAAAUUAAUUAAAAGUCAUGACCCUCUAAAGGGAGAAUUGUCACAAGCCAUACAUUCUUAGGAAGGAUGCAAAUCUGUUCUUCAGCGAGAAGCAACAGAUCUUAGCUGGUCCCAUCAAGGACUACAGUAUCUAUGCACCACAGAUGUGUGGUCCUACAUUUUCCUAGGAGUCUUGACCUUAAAGAUUGGACAAAGAGUUGAGGCAAUAUCUAGUACAGUGUUCUCAGCCUUCCUAAUGCUGUGACUCUUAACAGUUUCUCAUGUGUGCUGAUUCCCAACUACAACAUUAUUUCAUUGCCACUUCAUAAGUAUAAUUUUGCUACUCUUGUGAAUCAUAUUGUAAAUAUCUGAUAUGUAGGAUUUCACAGGGAUCUGCUGUUCGAUCCCUGUGAAAGGAUAGUUGACCCGUGAUGGAGCAUUGACCCAUAGGUUGACAGCCACUGAUCUAACACAUCUCCCCAUGGUUUGUAGAUCUGGAAGUCUGUGGCCCUUGCAGGGGCAUCAUGACACCAACUAAGGAGAAGUCAGUCUUCCCCACUUUAUACCCACAGAAAUAUUGCUAACUGCACAAAUUCUGUUUUAGCAACAACAACGAAAUGUUUUUAAGUUAAAAGAAGCUGGGUAGGGAGGCAUGUACCUGUAAUUUAGGCUCUUGGGAGGACUGAGACAGGGGGCUUGUGAGUUUGAGGAUAGACUGGGCUAAAUAGUGGUACCUUGUCUCAAAUCAAAAUCAAAACUAAAAAAACAAAAACAAAAUUUAAAAGGACGUUAACUUAGGGGCUGGGGAUUUAGCUCAGUGGUAGAGCGCUUACCUAGGAAGCGCAAGGCCCUGGGUUCGGUCCCCAGCUCCGAAAAAAAAAAAAAAAAAAAAGGACGUUAACUUUUGUUAACAACUCACAGUCAAAUAAAUAAAUGAAAAGGAGAUGAGAUACAGUUUUACCAUGGAAGUAACAGACAGUGAUCAAAUCUGAAAAGACCGCAGGUUGUAGGAACCAAUAGAGAAUGUAGUAAGCAUUUCAGGGAGUACAGAUGGACCAAAGCAUGAACCAUGCAGCAAGGCACACGUAAAAGCAGCCAGGAGGAUUGUGGUGGAACUAGGUAUUGGGAUGGUUUUAUCCUACGCUGGGUGGAAUUGAACACAGGCUGUCUGUACGUGCCAGGCAGGUGCUGUACCACAGAGCAGAACCUCUUCCCGACUCCCAUGUUCUUGAGUGUUUCCUUCAUGCUACACAAGGGGCUUGUUUGUUGCAGUGUUGUCAAAGGCAGGGCCUUGUGCGACUGCACAGAUAGUGUGCUACUAAGCUACACCCUGCUGCUCUCCUUUACACCCUGCUCCUCUCCUUUACACCCUGCUCCUCUCCUUUACACCCUGCUCCUCUCCUUUACACCCUGCUCCUCUCCUUUACACCCUGCUCCUCUCCUUUACACCCUGCUCCUCUCCUUUACACCCUGCUGCUCUCCUUUACACCCUGCUCCUCUCCUUUACACCCUGCUCCUCUCCUUUACACCCUGCUCCUCUCCUUUACACCCUGCUCCUCUCCUUUACACCCUGCUCCUCUCCUUUACACCCUGCUCCUCUCCUUUACACCCUGCUCCUCUCCUUUACACCCUGCUCCUCUCCUUUACACCCUGCUCCUCUCCUUUGGUUUCUGUGUUUUAUCCCGGAAGUUCUAUACCAAUGUUUUCUGCUGUUCACCCAUUGUAUUUGGUUCGGUAUGAUCUGUUACUCGUCUUUGGAGGGUUUGUUUCUCAACACUGUCUAUAGUUGUGGGAAGCCCAUGCAAUGGGGAUGUAACUCUGGGAUAGUCUGGCAUGUACAGGGAGCCGAGGUGACUGCUAGUGUACUCCUCUGAGAGGAAAGGUAUCCAGGCAGUCCAAGUCACAGUCACAACAAACCUCACACAAGAGACCUCCUGGGAAGACCCAAGAGGGUGGCUGCCUCUGCUUGGCAGAAAAGCAGCAAAGAACUGAGCAGUAAGCAGGCUUUAUGUAGGGUGGCCGGGGAUUGCUGGGGUUCUGUGGCCUGAUGGAGGGCAUUGUUUCUCCUCUGUAGAGCAGAGCCUCACCGUUUGCAUCUGGAGGGGUUGGAAAUGGUGGUUAUGGCCAUGAUAGUUUGGGAGGGCAUGGUGUGGCCACUCACACCAUGAGGGGUUUACAUUCCCCCCUUUUUUGUUUAUUAUUGAUAAGCAAUCGGGUUGGGAAAGUGGGAGGUAUGUUAUCAUUAGACUACUACCUGCUGGAUGGGGGCAUCGAAGUUCUUGGGGCAAAAUGGGGGGUUAAAGACCUGGCUCUGUAGCUAGGGGCUAGUUAUCCUGUAAUAGGAAUUGGUCAAAUUCUGGUUAGAAAUCUUUAAAUCUAUUAUGAAGAAGUAUAGACAAGAAGUUUAUAAGGCAGGGUGCUUCUGUUAAGAAGUGGAGGAGAAGAGGAUUCAGAAGGGUAGUGUCCAAUUCCAUACUGACUGUCAGAUCUACUGGGCAGGGGAACUGAGCAGUUUCUCCAGCUUUUGGAACUCUGUCUGGAGUUGUUGGUCUUCUCUUUUACUAUACCUGAUUGGUUGACAUAAAAGCAACAUUCCUCCAUGAGGAGGACAAAAAGGCCAUCUCCCUCUGCUGUUUGUAACCAAUCCUUACUGAGUCUGUAACACUACUGCAGUCAGUGAGCCUGUUUGCCCCUGGAGGGUAAGGUCUGAGCCACGCUUUGGAGAUCUUGGAUGAACUGAAAGCAAAACCGAUGGGAAGUAGCUAGGGUAAUAGUCAGUGCCUCUGUUCCAGUGGUGAUGCUUGCGCUCGUGCCCAGGACGGAGCGAAGAGGUAGGCCCUGAAUACUGUGCUGUGCCUUGUACCCUGUAGUAGGACUCAGCAAGCGUUUGUCACCAGGUGUCACUCUUCGUUUUGGAAAAAGGAGCACCAGGGCACAGGUGGGCAGUGUCACUUGAGUGCUGAUGAGGAUCCAUGCACUGUGAACUUCCGGACACAGGGCUAGGUAGUAAUGCUGCAGAUUCGGGUCGUGCUGCAGACACAGGGAUCCAGUCUGCCAUAUGUUCCUGAGGAGCUAAGACAGUCUGAUACCAAAAGAAGGAGGUGGGAGAGAUGAGGGUGAUGUUGAUAGUUAAUAGACCAAUGGGCAAGGCCACAGAUGGUGGUGGUCAUGAGAUGGACCCAGAAGGGACACACAACCAGUAUUCUUCACAGUGGCCAGGCAGAGUGUUAUUAUUCCAUAGCUGACAUGUGGAGGUUAAGGUCUGAAGCAAGAGAUGGGGUGACAAAGAGGAUCCGUGUCAUGCAAAAGGGAGGAUGUUAGGGAGGCGAGAAACUUUCACAGCUGUCAAACCCCACCCAAUGAACUUAUAGCUCCUGAGGGUAAAAGCGUGUUACAGUAGUCUUAAAAAACUUAGGGAUAGAAGGUUUUCUUUUUUUCUUUUUAUGUAACAGAUCUUGUCUCAAGUUUAUUUGUAAAAACUGCAUAGGACACUGGCCAUCUGCACAUAGUGUAGGUAGGUGUGUCACAGCAGUCCGUCUGUCUUCACAUUGACAGGAGCCUUUUCUAUGGAGCCUUCACAGGGGCAUGGGCACCCUUGAGAGCCUGGGCUGGAGCUGAAGCCUGAGCCUUAACUGGAGCUUUGGCCUCUGACUCAGUUUGGACUUUGGGCAUUGGUUGGCCAUGUAGCUUCAAAUCCUCUUCCCAAGCUUAGAAUGAGUGAUAAAAACCAGAUGGCUGAGUUUGCGGCUGGAGCCCUUUGGCAUCUUGGACUUGAUGGCCUGAGGCUUCACGAGGGCCUUGAUGGCCUCUGCGUGUGCACUCACUGCCUUUGCAUUAUUGGCCUGUCUUUUUUUUUUUUUUUUUUUUUUUUUUCUUUUUUCUUUUUUUCGGAGCUGGGGACCGAACCCAGGGCCUUGCGCUUGCUAGGCAAGCGCUCUACCACUGAGCUAAAUCCCCAACCCAGCUAAAUCCCCAACCCAGCCUGUCUUCUUCAGGUCUUUCUUGUUGUGCUUCUCGGCAAAGCGCAUGUUCCUCAGGAACUUGGGGUCAACCCCCUUAAGAGAUUCGUAUCUUUGUGACCGGGGUUUCUUGAUGCCAUUUCUGUGCCAUUUGCGGGACUGGUUCUGUGUGGUGUGGUUCUUGGACUUGGCCAUGUCUGCACGGUAACCCACGGCUCCUGAAGCACCUGGGACUGGAAUUGCUGGCGGAAAGGGCGGAAAGUUGAAAACCCUUGGAGAUCAGAGACUUUGGAAAUGUAGAGCAGAGCAAGUGUAGCUACAAGGGAUUUUGGGAUCAUUCGUCUGUGCAGUGUUACCACAGGAGAGAAUCUGAAGAUGAUGUAUGUGGAUUGUGGCCAUUGGGCUGUACCGAGAUCAAGCUGUUUGCAGUGACAGUGACAUUUGAGUAAAAUCUAAGUCCAUGGAGAAUGAGAAAGGACUGGACGUAGGGAGGCUUCCUAGAUUGAGAGAAUUGUCUUAAUAACUAGAGAAUUACCCAUGAGUGGGGCCCCUGGCAGCAUAGCAGGCUCCAGGAGCCAGACAGGACAUUUACCAGUAGGUGACGAGAGGCAGAUGGUUAGAGCAGAUGGAAGGAAGUGACUGAUAAGCGGGAUUCUAGAAUUUGGAACCAAAUAUGAUGGGUGGCAGAAGCCAGCAGAAACAAAUGACUUGUACAUACUAUAAGGUAGUCACAUCAGCAACUUGAGUCUGUUUGGAAUGUUGAGACGUGGGUCUGGCUGAAAGGGAAGUGUGGCACCUUCGGGAAAGGAGUAGUAGGGUUUGGAGACCCUUGUUUGUUAGAAGGUGGGACAGGUGUUGAGGAGAGAAGACAGUAAUAGACGACCGGAAGCUUAUUCAAGUAUGGGAGUUCAGCUGCAGCCUGAGGUACAGUCUUCUAUAUGAAUGCAUGGAGGUGGAGCGUCAAUGUCUUUUAAACAAGCAUUGCCUUUAAACCCUAUCUUUCAUAAACUGACUGUAGUGACCAGAAGGCCCAGAGAUGAAUUCUGAGCUCUGGCCUUCAAAGCAGCCAGAGCAAGCAGUGUUAACAAUGGUGGCUGGCAGCUGGUGCCAGCAGCAGAGAAAACAAAAACAAAACCAAUAAACACUGCACAGAAAGCUCGCACACUCAGAGGAGACAAAGCAUGCAUGUGGUGGCCACCAUCAUUCAUACAUUUGACUGAGCUUUACCCAUGUCUGUCUUGCCUCCCACGUUUACAAGAAAACAUGCAGACACACCAGAAAUACAGACCCAUCUGCACACAGAACAGAUAAGACAUUGCAAACAAGCUGAACAGCGUCAACAGAAAGGACAAACAUUGUCCUGGGUUUUUGCUGUUGUCAUUACUUUUGUUUCAGCCACCCCUCUACUUGAGACAAUUAUGAAGGUCUCAGUAUGUACCUCUGGAAAGUACCAUGUAAACCAAAUUGGCCUCACACUCAGAAAUUUGCCUGCCUCUGCCUUUCAAGUGCUGGGAUUAAAGGUAUGUGCCACCAUGCUUGGCUAUGUUAGAUUCUUAGGAUAAUAUGUUAAGUUCCUCUGGUAGCUAGCUCCUCAUCCAUGCUUCUGUAGCUCUAGUUAAAUUCAGCGGCUUACCUCCCCCUCAAAAAAGAGGGGAGGCAGAAAGGUCACUAGUUAGAAAAUAACUAGGGGUGGGAGGUCUGGAGUGGGAAGGGAACAAGAGAGAGUCAUUGAGGUAUAUUAUUAUUAAUGUGUAUACAUGUGGGAAAAUAUCAUAAUGUGUGGGUCUCCCCGCCCUGGAAGCCUGUGAGAACAGGACCAGCUAUCAUUAGGCAGAUCAACUUUACUUAGGGUGAUCCAAGGCUUAUAAAGUUUCAGGGGACUGAGGGUAGAAACAUCCAGGAUGGGCAAAGGUCAUUGGCUGAGGGCUUAGGGUACCUGAAAUGCCUCAUUAGCACAGGGAAGAAUUUUAGGAACCUCAGGUCUGACUGAGCGGGUUUUGUCAGGAGAAAGGAAAUUCAUCCUUUUGUCUAAUUGAGUCCACAUACUUUCCUUAGUUAGAGGCAUAUGUGUGUGCUCAGAAUUCCCCAGACAAGAUCAGAGAAGGGAGAAGGGAGUCCCCUUACAGGCUGAGCCCCAGAAAGCUGUCUGUUCAAUGGUAGGCUUCGGCCUUUUUUUUUUUUCCUUUUCUUUUUUUCGGAGCUGGGGGACCAAACCCAGGGCCUUGCGCUUACUAGGCAAGCGCUCUACCACUGAGCUAAAUCCCCAACCCCGGCUUCGGCCUUAAUUAGCAGACUUUUCCCACAGUAAUGAAGUCCAGUAUUGUGCCUAAUAUAUGCUAGUAAAGAAAUCUUUAAAAAAGAAAAACAAAUUAGAAAGGACAGACAGACAGUAAGCUGAGCGUGUCUGGAACUCUGAGAAGGUGAUGAGCACCAGGGUGAAGCUCGAGGCGGUGCUCUAGUUCAGUGUUGCAGUGACUUUUGUUUCUGUUUUAAUUAAACUAGAGACUGGAGAGAUCGCUUAGCAGGGAAGGACAUGUUCUGUGUUUCCCAGCGUCCACAUUGUUACCUACCUCUAACUCCAGCUCCCAGGUAUCUUUGAAAUCAUCAGACCCUUCACUCACAUGUGCAUACCCCCGAACAGACACAUACAUAUAAUUCAAAAGAAACAGACUGGAGAGAGGGCUCAGCAGUUAAGAGCACUUGCUACCCCAAUGGAAGAUCAGGGUUUGGUUCAUAGCACCUACGUAGCAACUCACUGUUUUUAUAAUUCCAGUUCCGGGGGAUCUGAUGCUCUCUUCGGUCUCUUUGGGCACUGCAUGCACAUGGUUCACAUACAUCAUGCAUUCAGGCAAAACACAUAAAAACAAAGGGAAAGAGAGAGAGGGGGGGGGGAGUGUGUUUUAAAAAUUGAUGUGUUUGUUGAGAUAGUCAAGUCAACAAGUCAAAUCAUUUAGUACGCAAGCCUCAUGACCUGAAUUCCAUCCCCAGAAACCAUGAAAAUAAGAAAGGAGAGAAUUGACUACAAACCAGCCAACCAGAGCCUCUCCGUCCUUGCCUCCACAUGUGCACUGAGGCACAAACAACCUCCCCCUUCACACACGCACACAUGCAAGUUGAAAUUUAAAUUGGGAAUUAAUUUUAAGCUAGGUGGUGGGGGCCGGUUUAUGUAAGUCGAGGGCAGCCUGGUCUACAUAAUGAGUUUCAGACCUCAUUCAGGCCUACAUAGUGAGACCCUGUCUCAAAAAAAGUAAAACAGAAAGAUUUGCACAUGAUGCUGGUGGCUCAUGCCUAAAGUCGGCUCGACUGGGAGCCGGGCAGAUUCCAGGAUUGAGGAAGCCGAGCUGUGUUGCGAGCUGGUUUUCUGUGUGUCUGUUCAUGUCCAAGCCCAUCAUCCGUCUUGGGGCUUUAGUCUUUAGAGGUCUCAGGACCAUAGGGCUGAACAUACCUGUUCUCUAAAGAUGUCUGGGAAGGUCACGUUUGGGAGGUUUGGGUUUUGUUUGUGGUUUGUUUUGGGGAACAGGGUCUUGUAUAAGAUGGCCUUGAACUUCUGAUCCUGUCUGUGCCUCUGACACACUGUGAUUACCGACAUGUGUCACCAAAUCAGUGUUAUAUGGUGCCAGGGAUGGAACCCCGGACUUUAAAGUAAGCACUCUCCUGUGUGCGCCUACUACAUUCUCAGCCCUGGGUUCCGUUUACAAGCAGUGCAGUUCCUUCCUUCGUUUGCAUUUAUUUAUCAAUAAUAUUAGCACACGGUUGCCCAACAUGGUGGAUUAUCUAAGCUGCCGACCUUCACAGUAGUCAAGCCAAGUCCCAGUUUGUGGGGAAACAAACGGUGUCACCAUCCUGGUCAUUGUCAUUUCUUAUAUUGUCUGUUGAGAUGGUAAACUCUCCCAUUAUUAAUCUGGCUGUUUUCCUAGUAGGCCAGACAAGCCCUGGCUUAAUGAAGGACCCCUGGAACCAGUUUGAUCUUGUGCUCACUUGACUGUAGUAGAAUGGCUAUCAGCAAUGCGGAAGUCCAUUGAUUGUACCACAUCUCUACCUUCAUUCAUCUUCCCUUUAAACUCCAUUAGGGGCUCCUAGUUAUCUAAGCUUUGUCUGCGUCUUGUUAGGGUACGCCUGUCUGUCUGCAGAGGAAGUGUCCCUCUGCUCUUCACUGAGUGUUCCUCGACCACGCUAUGGUCUGAAUGUCUGAGGUGAAGAUGGGAGAGCCACAAGUGUGCACAGCUAGCUGUACCAACAAGCCAAGCUCUGUCACUGUCACUCCCUGAAGUCCUAUUUAUGCCCUCCAAAUAUCACGUGUCCUCCAUGUGCCCUGUCUCAGAACAAUCAACUCAAGUCCUGGAAGGAACAAACUACAGUACAACACCAGAAGACUUCUGGUGUGGUUAGCUGGAGUUAGAGAUCGCUGAGAGCUAUCAUGUGGGUGCUGGUGAUUGAACCCCGGCUAUGAAAGAGCAACAAGUGCUCUCAAUGGCCAGCCAUCUCUUGCCCUGAGAAACCUUGUCUGAGGGGAGUGAACAGAAAUAGAGCUUCUGCACGCACAGGGAUAAGCACAUACUCACACAGCCCAUGUGCAUGUGCCACACACAUACCAAAAAUAGUAACAUUUAAAAUGGUUGAAACGGCCAAGCACACCUGUAAUCCCAGUUCUCUAGACACCAAAGCAGAGUUUAAGCUCCGCUUGGGCUAUGAGAUUGUCUUUGGAAAACAAGUUUAAUGGCGCAUGUCAUGCUUUGGGAUUUUACUAUAUAGUUAUGUUGCCAUAUGUAAAAUUAGAUCCCCAUGUACCAAAGUAGCUCAAAAGUCAAUCAAACACAAACUAUGUAGUCAGGUCUGAUUGGUUGAUUGCUUGAUAGAUACUUAGGUUGGUUGGUAGAUAUAGAUAGAAAAUUAGAAGACUACAAGAUACAAUAAAAUAGAUGCAAAAUAUAUCUCCAACUUAAGAAAUCCAAGUAAGGAAGUGGCUGGAGAGAUGGCUUAGCAGUUAAGAUCACUGACUGCUCUUCCAGAGGUCCUGAGUUCAAAUCCCAGCAACCACAUGGUGACUCACAACCAUCUGUAAUGAGAUCUGAUGCCCUCUUCUGGUGUGUCUGAAGACAGCUACAGUGUACUUAUAUAUAAUAAAUGAAUAAAUCUUAAAAAAAACAAAUAAUUUAAAAGUCUUUAGCUAGGUUUGGUGGCACAUGCUUUUAAGCUCAGCGCGCAGGAGAAAAACAGAUUUCUGUGAAUUCCAGGACAGCCAGGACUAUGGAGAGAAACCAGGUCCCCAAAAAACUAAGCUAAACAAAAACCACAAAAUUAAAGGGCCUACAAAAUGGCCCGGCAAACAGAUGCGCCUGCUGCUCGACACUGUGCAUUUGUUUGCAGCAGACAUGUUUGCAGCAGCCACGUAAACGGACCAAGAAUGGAUUCCACAGAGUCGUCUGCUACCUUCAACACUCACGCUACAGCUCUUCCAGAGGUCCUGAGUCCAAUUCCUAGCCACCACAUGGUGGCUCACAAUCAUCUGUAAUGGGAUCUGAUGCCCUCUUCUGGUGUCUGAAGACAGUGACAGUGUACUCAUAUAAUAAAUAGAUAACUCUUUUUUUAAAAAAAUCAAGUAAGAACUAUUAUCCAGAAUAUACAGCUCCUCUCCUCCCUGUCUGGUCCUUAAGAACAACCUGGGUCCUUACUGUAUUGCCAGGGAGGUUCCAUAGCACUGAGCUGUGUCCUUGGGCCACAAACUCUUAAAACUCAGUAAGAAAAUGACCACCCCAAUUCAAAAAUGUGCAAAAUUCCUGAUCUUAGAUUUUGUCAAAGAGGAAACAGAUGCCUGAAAGGCUGGACAGCGUUGUAUCCUUGCAGAUCUUUACUCAUUAAAGCAAGGACAUACUACUGCAUGCCUGUGAGAACAGCUAAGGAAAGCAAGGCAGUAAUGCAGCUGGGCCACAGGGCAGCAGGGACUCAGUUGCUGCAGGCGAGCACGCAGUUAAUCAAUAUGUUCUGACCAUGCAUUACAGCACACCUGUUCUUUAGGGUUUUUGUUUGUUUGUAUUGUUUUUUUAAUUUUUAUUAGGUAUAUUUCUUUACUUACAUUUCAAACAUUAUUCCCCUUCCCAGUUUCCUGUCCAUAAGCCCCCAUUCCCUCCCCUGUUUGUAUGGUUUUUAAAGAUAGGGUUUCUCUGUGUAGCCCUGGCUGUCCUGUGACUAGCUUUGUAGACCAGGCUGGCCUUGAACUUAGAGACCCACCUGCCUUCUGCCUCCUGAGUGCUAGGACUAAAGGUUUAUAUUCAUUAGAUUUUAUAUUCAAUACAUUUUUUGAAAAUGUAUUUACUGAAAAAGAUUUGCAUCACUUUUACUUAUGGUUGCCUAAACCUGGAUGUGAGCAGAGUGUACUUUAGCAGGGACUGGAUGGAUAAGCCAGGACAAGCAGACAACAUUUAAGUCAUUGCUAAAACAGAUGUUACUCUCAACAUCCCAGCACUAGGUUGCAGUAAUCAAAAGCUUGAGGCUGGUAACCAGAAGACCUGAGUGCAGUCCCCAGAACCCAGAUUAAACAUGCCAGCUCUGGUGAUACAAGCUUAGAAUUCCUGAUCUGAAGAACCCGGUGCUCCCCGGCGCAGCUGGCCAUCUAGUCUAAUCCAUGAGCUGAGAAGGGUUCUGAAAAGAGGUAGACAGGGUUCCUAAGGAUGUCAUCCAAGGCUGUCCCUAUUCUACACAUUAAAACAAAGUAAUUUUAGAAAAGCCAGCAACAUGGCUCCAGGUAAAUGAAACUGGUGGGCGGAGUUUAGUUUCUGAAACCUACGUGGUAAGAGGAAAGAACUGUCACAGGUUAUCCCUGUACCUACACACACACACACACACACACACACACACACAAAUACAUAAAUCAUAAAUGGAAUCUUAAAUUUUUAGUCUGGAUCACAAGGGAAACACUGUCUCAAAAAAAAAACAAACUGUACUUGCCUAGUGUGUGCACUGGAGGAACCUUAGCAUCAUAAAUUGAAUGAGGAAACUUAGACAGGUGCUUGAGCAACCCUGGGCAAUAUAAUAGGACCUUGUUUCAAAGGAAAAUAUAUUUGAAAAAAUGACUGUACAUUUAUUUAUUUUGUAUGUGGGCACACAUGGUAUAUUCUGUCAUGUGGAUUCUGGUGUUGAAAUCAAGUCAUUUGUUAGGUUUGAUGACAUCACAGUUAUCCUCUUAAGCCAUCUCACUUGUUUCAAAAAUGAAAUAGACUUGGAUCCAAGUAUGGUGUCUCACUUCUUCAAUCCCAGCA